Molecule: messenger RNA, 5491 nt
Organism: Gavialis gangeticus (Gharial)
Lineage: Eukaryota; Metazoa; Chordata; Crocodylia; Gavialidae
Gene: ZNFX1
Product: zinc finger NFX1-type containing 1
Exons: 12
Biological process (GO): regulatory ncRNA-mediated heterochromatin formation
Cellular component (GO): nuclear RNA-directed RNA polymerase complex; nucleus
Molecular function (GO): helicase activity; zinc ion binding
Source: RefSeq, a predicted model, not a curated record
CCCGCGUCCGGCGGCGCCCAGCGCCACGAGCAGCCGCAGCCCGGGCGGCGGAUCGGCUACAAGUUCCUGGAGAGCCUCCUGCACAGAGACCCGUCGGAGGUGGUCAUCACGCUGGUGUCCAGCUCGGGGCUCCGGGAGCUGCUGGCGCAGGUGGCCAUGAAGCCCGGCUUCCUGGAGCUGCUGUGCCAGGUGCUGCGCAAGGCGUGCAGCUCCCGCAUGGACCGGCAGAGCGUGCAGCAGCUGCUAGGGUUGGUCAAGGAGUCCAACUUCCUCAAGGUCUGCCUGCCGCAGUACGCGGCUGACAUGAUGACGGAGCCCCUGCCCGCCCUGCGGCAGCAGUACCCGAAGCACGUCGACAACAUCAUCGCGCUCCUCCAGGACCUGGUGAGCAUCUUCCCAGCCAGCUCCGUGCAGAAAAUCUCCGUGCUGAUGUCCAUCCUGCCAGCCUCCAUCAACGUGCUGAGAGCCUCCGGCGUGGACAUCGCGGAGCAGACGGAGAGGAGCUUGGAGAAGGUCCAGGCCCUGAUCCAGCACCUGCAGGAGAAGAAGCGCGAGGGCACCCUGCGGGCUGACAGCUACACGCUGCUGCAGCCCCAGCCUGGCGGGCAGGAGGACUCCUAUCGCGCCAUGACCGUCUACCCCACCUACAAUGAGGUGCACCGGGAUGAGAAGCCCUUUCUUCGCCCCAACAUCGUGUCUGGGAGGUACGAGAGCACCGGCGUUUACCUGGACACGCAUUUCCGGCUCCUGAGAGAGGACUUCGUCAGGCCUCUGAGGGAAGGCAUCCUGGAGCUUCUGCAGAGCUUUGAAGACAAAGGCUUGAGGAAGAGGAGGUUUGAUGACAUCAGGAUCUACUUCGACACGCGGAUCAUCACUCCACUCUGCUCCUCCUCCGGCAUCGUCUAUAAGGUCCAGUUUGACACCAAGCCGCUGAAGUUCGUGCGGUGGCAGAACUCCAAGCGCCUGCUCUACGGCUCCCUGGUCUGCAUGUCCAAAGACCACUUCGAAACCUUCCUCUUUGCCACGGUGUCCAACCGCGACAGUGCCGACCUGGCCAAGGGCAUCGUGCAGCUGUGCUUCACGGGGCACAGCCAGGCACUGCUGGCAGAGGCCCAGCCCUCGGACUCCUUUCUCAUGGUGGAGACAACAGCCUACUUCGAAGCCUACCGGCAUGUGCUGGAAGGGCUGCAGGAGGUCCAGGAAGAAGACGUCCCUUUUCAGAAGUACAUUGUGGAGUGCGACACCCUCGUGGGGGAGCCGGCGUACUUGAGGACAGGCAGCGCCUACAACCUCACACCUCUGCUGGAGGAGCCCUCCCCAGAUGGAGAGGGGGGCCUGGCCAGCCCCGAGGGCUUGAGGAGACCGAGGGUGAAUGUUCUCGACCCCAGCCAGUGGCCUUCCAUGGAAGCCUUGAAGCUGGACGAGUCGCAGAUGCAGGCCUUGCAGCUGGCGCUCACCAAGGAGCUGGCCAUUAUCCAGGGGCCUCCUGGAACUGGGAAGACCUAUGUGGGUUUGAAGAUCGUCCAGGCUUUCCUGACCAAUGAGCAGGUGUGGCAGAGCAUCACCCAGAAGUCUCCCAUCCUCGUGGUCUGCUACACCAACCAUGCCCUGGACCAGUUCCUGGAAGGGAUCUACAAGUCCCAGAAGAGCGGGAUCGUGCGUGUGGGGGGCAGAAGCAGCAGUGAGGUCCUGAAGCAGUUCACGCUGCGGGAGCUGAGGAAAAAGUGUGACUUCCGCCGCAAUCUACCACCACACCUGCGCAGGGCCUAUGUAGACAUCACAAACCAGAUGAAGCAUUCAGAGCAGGAGCUGCGUGAGGGAGCCAGGCACCUGGAGUGCACAACGUACGGCGUGCUGCACGAGCGUCACCUGGAGAGAUACAUCUCCCCGCAGCACUGGGACAGCCUGACGACUGGGCCGGAGGACGAGUGGUUUUACUGCUUUGGUUCGAGGCACUCGAUGAUUUUGGAAUGGCUGGGCCUUGGUGUCAAUACCUUCACCCAGAAUACUGCAGAGAACCCAGGGCCUGAAACCACAGGUGGCCAGCAGGAGGGGGAAGAGGAGGAGGAGGGAGAGGUACAAGAGGAGCUGCUGGAGAUCGAAGAGGAAGCUGACCUGAUCCAGGCGGACCGAGUGAUCGAGGAAGAGGAGACAGCCCGGCCCCAGCGGAGGAAGGAAGAAGAAAACGGGGCAGUCAUGGAACUGGCCAAUCGCCUGCUGGCCAUGAAGCUGGAGAAACAGGGCCUGGGAGCAGCCCAGCCACACCAGGAAGGAGAGUGGGAGAUGCAGCCAGCUCAGAGGAAGAAAAUGAAACAUAAGGUGAAGGCUGAACUUCAUAAGCUGAGCACGAUGACAGAGGAGCAGGCUGAGGCUAUCCAGGAUCUGUGGCAGCUGGACCUUGGCUCCCGCUGGCAGCUGUACAGGCUCUGGCUGCAGAUGUACCAGGGUGAUAUCCGGCGGCAAAUCCUGCAGCACGAGCGGCAGUACCAGGUGGCAACGGAGCGGCUGGCUGAGCUGCGGCUGCAGGAGGACCUGUGCAUCCUCAAGGAGGCCCAGGUUGUGGGCAUGACAACCACAGGUGCUGCCAAGUACCGCCAGAUUUUGCAGAAAGUGGAACCUCGAAUUGUCAUAGUGGAAGAGGCAGCAGAGGUGCUGGAGGCUCAUACGAUCACCACGCUGAGCAAAGCCUGCCAGCACCUUGUCCUCAUCGGAGACCACCAGCAGCUGCGGCCGAGUGCCAAUGUGUAUGACUUGGCCAAGAACUUCAAUCUGGAGAUGUCCCUCUUCGAGCGGCUGGUGAAGGUUGGCCUCCCCUUUGUUCGUCUGAGUUACCAGCACCGCAUGCGCCCUGAGAUUGCCCAGCUCCUUACUCCUCACAUAUACCAGAAGCUGGAGAACCACCCCUCGGUCCUCACUUAUGAGAACAUCAAGGGGGUUGUAUCUAACCUCUUCUUUGUGGAGCAUGACUUCCCUGAAGAGGAAAUCCAGGAAGGGAAAAGCCAUCAGAACCCACACGAGGCCAAAUUCGUGGUGGAGCUAUGCAAGUACUUCCUGUGCCAGGACUACCUGCCCUCUCAGAUCACCAUCCUCACCACCUACACUGGGCAGCUUUUCUGUUUGCGCAGGCUCAUGCCUGCCAAAACCUUUGCAGGUGUGAAAGUUCAUGUGGUGGAUAAGUACCAGGGUGAGGAGAACGACAUUAUCCUGCUUUCACUUGUGCGAAGUAACAGGGAAGAGAGAGCUGGAUUCCUGCAGAUUUCCAACCGGAUCUGCGUGGCGUUAUCCAGAGCCAAGAAAGGGCUGUACUGCAUUGGGAACAUGGGGAUGCUCAGCAAGGUCCCCCUCUGGAGCAAGAUCAUUCACACCCUCCGAGAGAAAGGUCGGAUUGGCCACUCGCUGAUACUGUGCUGCCAGAACCACCCUGACACUCGGACCCUGGUGUCCAAAGCAGCAGACUUCUACCAAGUUCCAGAAGGGGGUUGCAGCCGCCCCUGUGAGUUCAGGCUGAGUUGCGGACAUGUCUGCACUCGGGCAUGUCAUCCCUAUGACACCCAGCACAAGGAGUUUCAGUGUCUGAAGCCUUGCCACAAGGUGCUCUGCAAAGAUGGGCACCGUUGCCCCCAUUUGUGCUCUGAACCCUGUGGAGAAUGCAUGGUGAAAGUGCCGAAAACUAUCCCCAAAUGUGGCCACCCACAGAUGGUUCCUUGCUCCAUCCCUGCAAGUGAGUUUUCUUGUCAAGAGCCUUGUCAGAAGUAUCUGACAUGUGGGCACAAAUGUAACAAGUUCUGUGGGCAGGAAUGCACUGCCCAGUGUCCUGAGCUGGUGCUGGUCACAUUAAAAUGUGGCCACGACCAGCAGGUGAAAUGCUGGAUCACGAAAGAGAUGGAAAAUGGGAUGCCUGUGAAGUGUAAAACGAAAUGUGUGACCACGCUGGACUGUGGCCAUGCCUGCCCAGGCUCCUGCAACACUUGUUAUGAAGGGCGAUUUCACGAGCAGUGCAAGAACCCCUGCAAGCGCUUCCUAGUUUGCUCCCAUAAGUGUCAGCAGCCUUGCACCGGGGAGUGCCCUCCCUGCCAGCAAGCAUGUCAGAACCACUGCAUCCACAGUCAGUGUAAAAAGAAAUGUGGGGAGACGUGUAUCCCAUGCAUGGAGCCAUGCGAGUGGCGGUGCCAGCACUACCAGUGCACACAGCUUUGCUCAGAGCCAUGCAACAGGCCCCGCUGUGAUGUGCGGUGCAGUAAGAAGCUGCGUUGCGGUCAUCCCUGCAUCGGGCUGUGCGGGGAACCCUGCCCCAGAAAGUGCCUUGUGUGUGACCACGAUGAAGUCACUCAGAUAUUUUUUGGCUUUGAAGAGGAUCCGGAAGCCUGCUUUGUGCAGCUAGAAGACUGCGGCCACAUCUUUGAGUCCCAAGGUCUCGACUAUUACAUGGACGAAGACGAAAGUGCCGUCAAGCUGAAGGUGUGUCCCAGCUGCCAGACGCCAAUUAGAAAGAACUUGAGAUACGGCACCAUUGUGAAAAAGCGGCUGGAGGAGAUCGAGAAGGUGAAGGAGAAAAUCCAAGGCCCAGCACGUGAAAUUGAAACGAGCAGGCACAGGCUGCAGGCCAUGCUGGAAGGGAAGGCGGUGCUGCGGAGGGUGCUGCCUACCAAAUACGACCGGCUGGAGGAGAGGCUGAAGCAGCCCAACCUCUCCACGAAGAGCGUCGGGCUCCUGGAGAACCUGAUCAACUUCUACGAGCGCGUUGCGGACCUGACCGGGUCCCUGGGCAAGCUGGACCCAAGCGAGCGGGAGGUGCUGAGGAAGCGGCUGGCUGAGGUGCAGGAGUGGCUCAGCAAGGAGCGGCUCAGCUUCAGCAGCCAGGAGCUGUCGGACCUGCAGAGCGAGAUGCAGCGGGUGACGUACCUGGCCAACCUCCUGACCCGCUGCAGCGGUGCUGGCACGUGGCUCAGUGCCGCGCUGGCCAGGGACGUUGCUGCCUUGCGCACAGUGCUGCAGCGCACCGGGAGGUUCACACCGGAGGACGAGGCGGCGGUGCGGGUGAAGAUGGAGGAGCUGAAGGCCGCGCUCCCCGCGUCAGGGCUGGGCAUCUCGGAGGAGGAGCGGGUGCAGAUCGUCAGCGCCAUCGGCUGCCCGCGCGGCCACUGGUUCAAGUGCAAGAACGGGCACGUGUACGUGAUCGGGGAGUGCGGUGGGGCCAUGGAGCAAGGCCGCUGCCCCGAGUGCCAGGCCGUCAUCGGCGGCCGCAACCAUGCGCUGGACGACUCCAACCGCCUGGCGCCCGAGAUGGACGGCGCCGCGCACGCCGCCUGGUCCGACACGGCCAACAACCUGCUCAACUUCGAGGGGCUCGGCCGCCUGCUCUAGGCCGCGCCUACGCCCGCGCCACGGCCCGCCGCACUUUACCGCCCCGCCCCCCACAACCGCCCGCGCUGUCCGCGUUUUCACCGCAAUAAAUUUUAUCCAGUGACGCAAGGUGCCUGCUCCGCCCCGG